AUGGAUCCUGUGGUGUCACGAGAGAUGCUCUCAACUGUUCCGGUCACCUCGCAAACAUCUCCAUCAUUAUCCGCCUAUCAGUGUCAGGAGUGCAUAUUGUAUGGUAGUGUAUUGAAAGAAUACGAAACACAACUGCUUCAACGAUUGCGUGGAUUAUGCGAUCCAGGCCAGACGGAGUUCCAUGAACACGAGAUGACUUUCAGUUUGAAAACUGGACAAGAUCCAGACGUUACGGUACGUCUGCGGAGGAAAUUUGGUACAUCUGAUGCAAGAAAUUUGUUGUGGCAUUUUCGAUAUAUCAGUGCUCCGGAGGCAGAUAUAUCGUGUCCAACAAUCGUACGAAAAUCGAUCGAUUCACUCAUCUAUUCGCAUGAUAUGAUGGAAUUCGUUAAAACCCUUGGACUGAGGAUGGAUUAUGAAUAUAUAACCAAGGGAUAUUUGUUCACGAAGAGCAAUAUUAAGAUAGUCAUUGGCGAUAUAACGCGCACCGAAAAAACUGGUACAUAUAAUCCGGAUCUAUUGAAACCUUUAUCCGAUUCACUGCUCAUUGAGAUGAGUGUGGCGCAGCCCGACUCCAAAGAAUACAUCACUAAUGCGAAAAUGUUACGUGAUUUUGCUGAUCAGCUGCUACCAAUUUGUGAUAUGCAAAAGGUAGAAUAUUGGCGAAGGUGA
Messenger RNA from Anisakis simplex (herring worm), 672 nucleotides. The record is from the annotation of a GenBank genome assembly. NCBI's taxonomy places the organism in Eukaryota, Metazoa, Nematoda, Chromadorea, Rhabditida, Anisakidae.